Cephus cinctus (wheat stem sawfly) is the source of this 1175-nucleotide messenger RNA. It is a transcript of the gene MED8, whose product is annotated as mediator of RNA polymerase II transcription subunit 8. Gene Ontology annotation, molecular function: transcription coregulator activity; RNA polymerase II cis-regulatory region sequence-specific DNA binding. Lineage: Eukaryota; Metazoa; Arthropoda; Insecta; Hymenoptera; Cephidae. The record is from RefSeq and is a predicted model, not a curated record. Bases 91 to 879 code for a protein of 262 amino acids. Gene Ontology annotation, biological process: regulation of transcription by RNA polymerase II. Gene Ontology annotation, cellular component: core mediator complex; mediator complex. The transcript is spliced from 8 exons.
AAAACCUAAGUCACUAGCAGCCAACUUCAGUUCGGAGUCGUAUACUGCAGUUUUACCCUAACCUUUAACAGUACUAAACAAAAUUUAAGAAUGCAGCGAGAAGAGAAGCAGUUGGAUUCUGCUCUUGAAGCAAUUAUUAUGCGAGUAAAUGAUUUGAAGACAGCAAUAGCUGCAAUGAUAUUCAAACUUGAACAUGAAUAUGAAACACUUAAUUGGCCAAAUUUUCUUGAUAAUUUUGCCCUUAUUUCUGGUCAUCUAACAAGUCUUUCAAAGAUUUUGGGAAAUGAUAAAGCACCUAUCAUGAGAAAUCUUGCAGUGCUACCAUUGUUAUUAAGUCCUGAAAAAGACGAAGAUUUAAUGCGUCUCACAGAAUGUCGAAUAUCUACAUUUGCCCAUGAUUUAGUACCAGAUUAUUUACGAACAAAACCAGAACCACAGGCUGAGCAGAAGAUGAUGCAGCUAGAAGUAAAGGCCAAUAAUUUGAGCUAUGAUACUGCACAUGACUGCAAUAAACAAGUAACCCAAUAUAAUAAAGUCCUCAGUCACGUUUGGGAUAUAGCAAAUAAAGCUCGAGAAGAAUGGGAAGGAGAAGCUGGUUCAAGAGCAACACAGGCACAAACGAGCAGUGCAGCUGAUACUCAUGUUCUUGUAGCUGCUGUUGGUGUCGGAAAAGGACUUAAGUCUGACUCUGUUCAAAUGGUUCAGUCCGGCGUUAGUCCUGUUCCUAGUGGUAUGAUGGUUGGAAGAUCUGGAGGACAACCUCAAGCAGCUGGUCAGGGACCUUUAGGAAAUGCUCAAAUGGGACAAAUGGGUAAAACGCCUAGCGCUAUAAAAACAAAUAUCAAAGCAGCAUCGCAAAUUCAUCCUUAUGGACGAUAGAAAAAGACUAUAAUUAACUACAAAAUCAUUCCAUCCAGCCAUCAGGACACGACUCUAAAUAUCUUUUAACAAGAAUUUCCGUCACUGGGGCAUUAUACAGCCAUUGUAUGUCAUAAAAUAACUCUAGAGAGUCUACGAAGUAAUCAAUCUCAGCAUUCUCCUCAAAAUGGAUCAUCUGAUUGAAAAUCGCAUAUACAUAAAUAUUAAUAUCAAUAUAAUUGUCAGAGUGAUUAUAACAUAUUCUAUCAACGAAUAUCCUACAAUUUAAAGAUAGAAAUAAAUAAAAGUAAAACAAA